This is a messenger RNA of Hordeum vulgare subsp. vulgare (domesticated barley), 1743 nucleotides long. RefSeq names its product polyadenylate-binding protein RBP47B'. The transcript is spliced from 8 exons. Gene Ontology annotation, molecular function: mRNA binding. NCBI's taxonomy places the organism in Eukaryota, Viridiplantae, Streptophyta, Magnoliopsida, Poales, Poaceae. The coding region runs from base 160 to 1410 and encodes 416 amino acids. Gene Ontology annotation, cellular component: cytosol. The record is from RefSeq and is a predicted model, not a curated record.
AGUAGGCCCAAGGGCUCCUAUUAGACGCGAGAAGGAAACGACGGGAACCACCGAGACAGGCCCGUACCCCCGACCAGACACCACACCACCGCCCUCUCGCCGCCGCGCCUCCGACCCAAGCCACACCGCCCGCCGCCGUCGCAGGGAGCGGCCGCUCCGAUGAUGAUGGCGGGGCCGUACCACCAGCCGACGACCCUGGAGGAGGUCCGCACGCUCUGGAUCGGCGACCUCCAGUACUGGGCCGACGAGAACUACCUCUACGGCUGCUUCGCGCACACCGGCGAGGUGCAAUCCGUAAAAUUAAUACGCAACAAAUUAUCUGGUCUUCCAGAGGGCUAUGGAUUCAUUGAAUUCAUUUCACAUGAAGCUGCUGAGAAAGUUCUACAGGCUUAUAAUGGCGCACAAAUGCCUGGAACUGAGCUUACAUUCAGAUUGAACUGGGCAUCGUUCAGUUCUGGUGAGAAGCGUCCAGAUGCUGGACCUGACCAUUCAAUUUUUGUAGGAGACUUGGCACCUGAUGUCACAGAUUACUUACUACAAGAGACUUUCCGAGUGAACUAUUCAUCUGUUAGGGGGGCCAAGGUUGUCACAGAUCCAAAUACCGGGAGAUCUAAAGGAUAUGGAUUUGUAAAGUUUGCAGAUGAAAAUGAGAAGACCCGUGCAAUGUCAGAGAUGAAUGGUGUUUAUUGCUCAACAAGACCUAUGCGGAUAAGUGCUGCAAUUCCUAAGAAAUCAUCUGGAUCUCAGCUUCAAUAUGGAGCUGCUAAAGCCAUGUACCCAGCAACAGCUUAUGCAAUUCCGCAGGCCCAAACAGUUCUACCAGAUAGUGAUCUUACAAACACUACUAUAUUUAUUGGUAACUUGGACCCAAAUGUGACGGAAGAGGAGCUGAGGCAGAUUUGCGUGCAGUUUGGGGAGCUUAUAUAUGUAAAAAUUCCAGUUGGUAAAGGAUGUGGAUUUGUACAAUAUGCAUCUAGGGCAUCAGCUGAGGAGGCUGUGCAGCGUCUUCAUGGCACAGUGAUUGGUCAACAGGUGGUUAGGCUUUCAUGGGGCAGAAGUCCUGCCAAUAAACAGGAUCAAUCAGCUGCCUGGGGUCAGCAGGCAGAUCCUAAUCAAUGGAGUGCUUAUUAUAGCUAUGGAUAUGAUCCAUAUGGGUAUCCUCAGGACCCAUCAUAUGCAUAUGGUGCUUAUGCAGGAUAUGCACAGUAUCCCCAACAGGUUGAGGGAGCAACCGACAUGGCAUCAGCAGCUGGUGGCCAUGCCCCAGGCAUGGAACAAAAUGAGGUGUAUGAUCCAAUGAGCUUACCUGAUGUCGAGAAGCUGAACGCUUCAUACAUGGCGGUUCAUGGUAGCGCGGUGCUAGGACGGCACCUGUGGUUGAAGACCUCACCAUUGUCUCAGUCGGCUUGAGCAGGAGCAACCCGUCCAUCUAUCGCUCAUCGUUGACUUCUUUCUGAAGAUUUUGAGGGUCCCUCCGAGCAGUAACUACGGGAUCGAGAUUAUGACAGGCAGCUUAGCUAGCUUCAUGUAUGUUGGGUCGCAUGUACUGUGAUUUAGGAAACCUCUUCUGUUAGCCCUGUCCUUGUUUAUCCGAAGCAACAGGUUUAUGCCAACGAUGGUGCUGCCAAGUUUCUGUCAUGUAAUCACCGCAAAAAGGAACAAGUGUUGGGGUAUUAUGCAGCAUAAGAAUGCUUCUUUAUCCUGAUCUUGUGUGGCGCAGAUAAAAAUUUCUGGUGGGUGAAA